UAUAGAUAUUCCUUAAGUACAGGAAGAGAAAAUCGUCAUACAUCCUGAUCACUUGACCUUCCAAACAGUUAUAUUAGACGAACACAGACAGCCAAUACGGACGUCUGUGACAGCAUGAGUUGCUGUGUAUAGAGAUUGGACUUCAGUUAUAAAGCAAGAAGAAAGCAAUACUGAUCAUGGCUUGUCUUAGAAGUCUGGGUAAACUGAUAGUACUACUGGUGUCGCUGAUUGCAGACCUGUUUGACUUUGUCAGCGAUUGGCUGUUUUAUUCGGACCUUGUUUUCGCGAAGGAUGGCCUGGUGUUUGGGACACACGAGGAUCUGAUAAUCAGGAUGUCGUUUGUGUUUUGUAUCAUUGGUUCUGUAACCUUUGUAGGAGAGAUAAUCUUAAACUUUAUGGAAUACCAUAAGGAUAACGACACCAUAGAAGUGAUCAGUGAAUUUCUAACUUUUUCAACUUUACUCAUUGAAGAUCUGCCACAGAUCGCUAUAAACGUUCGUAUCGCUAUAUGUAGGGAGGAAGCAACCAACACCGUUCAGAUUGUCAAAGCAUCAGCAGCUAUGUUUGAAGUGAUUGUCAAACUAGCUUUUGUCUGGAUCAAAUAUUUCAUUAAAAGAAAACAAGGUGGGAGAGAAUCUAGCAGAAUAAGAAAAGGUAUCAGUAUUUUUACUAGCGUUAUUCUCCUGACAAUACUUGGACUUUGUGGCACUGUGUUCUUUCUGACGACAAACUUCCAAAAGACCCAGAUUGAGUUUGACAGUGAUGGUCUAUCAGGUGAGGAGUCUGAUAAAUAUAUACAGGGAGUCGGUAUAUUCAUGAGGCUGAAUGCCUCACACAGACAGAUACACAACAUGGCCGACCAUCAAUGGAUACGACUUGUUGGUCUACAGGACGUGACACGUUUGUCAGAUCCCUCCACAGGAAUCACGCUGAGCUGUAUGUUCACAGCGCCACCUAUUGUCUAUAUAUGGGUGAGGAAUCACUCAACACCAGCAGUAGACACACUGUUUUGUUAUAAAGAGGAUUCCAAAGUGAUUUAUAGAAUUCCAACACAAAAUUGUUCAGAUACAUUUUCUAUGACCUCAAACAUUACAACUGUAUCACUAAAACUGACCUACAUCGCACCAAAUCGUCAACAGCCUUUAGGUGAUAUACACAGCAAUGUACAGGUGCAUCUCAACAACUGCACUGAGGAAGUCCAACCAGACAUCGUGACCUUGAAAUACUUUAGGGUAAAGCCAGAGGUCAAGGACUCUAUGACCUUCACCUCCACAGAGAGUGAUGGCCAAUACCAUUAUUACACUGUACCAGAUGACCUUAUGUCUGUCAGGGAAGCUUGGAGGACUGGUAAACUUAUGUGUGAAAGUACUGGACGGGAUAGUCCCAAAAUUAACAGAGAUCUCGGUGUGACGUGUCUACAUUAAUACAGCGGUAUUACGUCUUCAUCAAAUCUAACAGAGAUCUCCCUGUGACGUGUCUACAUUAAUACAGCGGUAUUACGUCUUCAUCAAAUCUAACAGAGAUCUCCCUGUGACGUGUCUACAUUAAUACAGCGGUAUUACGUCUUCAUCAAAUCUAACAGAGAUCCUCC
Molecule: messenger RNA, 1591 nt
Organism: Pecten maximus
Lineage: Eukaryota; Metazoa; Mollusca; Bivalvia; Pectinida; Pectinidae
Exons: 2
Coding region: 177-1424 (415 amino acids)
Source: RefSeq, a predicted model, not a curated record